Messenger RNA from Trichoderma gamsii, 2202 nucleotides. RefSeq names its product ferric reductase like transmembrane component. Gene Ontology annotation, cellular component: plasma membrane. The record is from RefSeq and is a predicted model, not a curated record. The transcript is spliced from 6 exons. NCBI's taxonomy places the organism in Eukaryota, Fungi, Ascomycota, Sordariomycetes, Hypocreales, Hypocreaceae. Gene Ontology annotation, biological process: intracellular iron ion homeostasis; iron ion transport; copper ion import. Gene Ontology annotation, molecular function: ferric-chelate reductase activity. The coding region runs from base 1 to 2202 and encodes 733 amino acids.
AUGCACUACCUCCUGUGCCUGCUUUUCGCAGCCUGUGCUUUGGCGGCCAAGCCCCUUAGCAAAGAGGUUUGCGGCGCUUCCUGCUAUUACACGUUGAGCAAGGCCAAGUUCGCUUCGGAUAACACCACGGAACAAACGCUUUGCACUCACCCGUUGCGUGUCACUUCAACAUACUUGUGCAUCUGGGAACACUGUAAAGAUUCGGAAAUAGCACCAGGUAUUGCCUGGUGGGCUUCGACGUGUAAGAAGUCUUCCAAGGUGGUCAACCUCAAAAUAUACGAAAGCACCACUGCCAAUGUCACGCAAGCAUACAUCGAUGGCCUUCCUACUGUCGAGCAGACGCAGAAAGCCAUUGUCGAUGUUGUGUCGAGGCCAUCGGAUUCGAACUGGAACCAAGUUCAUCGAACUGUCCUCACUUACUGGACUAACAUUGUGUACCACCAGAAGCUGAGAUGGAUCCCUUAUGCUUACUGGGGAUUGGUGCUUUUCCUGGGCACAGUCAGCCACGCAAUUGCUUCGAUUCCAGUGAAACGAUCUAGCCAGCCGGUCCGAAAGAACAACACGGGAGCGAAAGUAAAGGGAUGGUUCCAUCGCAACCUGAUGAUGGCUCCUACAUUCUCAUACCAUCACCAUCAGCCUUUGGGAUGGUUCAUCGUCCCGCUUCGGUUACAAUCUUUGGUGAUUGCUGGUUACAUCAUCACUCAAAUCUUCAUGCUGGCUUUCCAUUACCCUGUGUUCUCAAACAAUAUUUACUACAAAACCAUCACAGGCCAAGUGUGCAGAAUUCUGGGGGACAGGCUUGGUAUCUUCAUGACAGCUGAGCUGCCACUAAUCUUCCUCUUUGCCGGACGAUCAAAUCCCUUCGUUUACCUCACCGGAUGGAGCUACAGGACAUUUAGUAUCUUCCACCGUUGGAUCGCACUGAUCUUGACUAUGGAGGGUAUUAUUCACGGUUGUGUAUUCUCAGCCUACUAUGUCAACGAGCAAGGAUGGUCUGGCUACCACGAAGAGCUAUCAACUGAUCCUACUUUCAAAUAUGGACUUCUUAUGGUCAUAUCAUUGUCAAUUUCCGCAGCUUUUGCCUUUGGCCCCAUUCGCAAUCGAAUUUACGAAUUCUUCAAAGCUUCUCACGUUUCCCUGACAGCCAUCUUCCUUGCUGCGUUGUUUUAUCACAUCGAGGGCCAGUUCAAAGGCAUAUACAAGGUCUGGGUGUGGGCCUGCGUUGGCCUAUGGGCCGGUGACCAUGUCUUCCGUCUACUACGAGUCCUUGUAAUGAACUACAAGUCGUUCCUCGGACAAGGCUCUCUGGCAUUGGCUAGUUACAGCGAAGAAACUGGCAUGAUUCGACUCCAAGUCAAGCCUUCUAUCAACAGCAAGCGCCAAACUCCAGGAACUUACUUCUUCGUAUACUUUCCGGGUAUGCGCUUUUGGGAGACACACCCAUUCACUCUAGCUGGAAGGUCAAAGCAAAUCGACGAUAUCUCGAUAUACAACAGCAGCAGCGACCAGCCAAGCGACAAGGAGAACGGCACGCAAACUCCUCGCGUGACCGAAUUGACUUCCGAACAAGGCGAUACUCACAUGACCUUUAUGAUCCGUCCUCGAGAUGGAAUGACUCGAAGACUACGAGACAAGCUGGUGAGCAAAGGUGAAUCCGGCCCGCUUCGUGUCAGAGUCUUCCUUGAGGGUCCGUAUGGUACACCUGCUCGCCUCGACCAUUUCGACGAUAUUCUCUUUAUUGCUGGAGGCAGUGGAAUUACCACUGUGCUGCCAUACCUCCGCAUGUUCUUCGAAGACCAAUCAUCGCAACCACCUCCGAAUGUGCACCUGGCUUGGGCUGUGCGAGAUGAAGGUUUCAUUCGAGACGUGCUUGCCAACGACCUCCGAGCUACUGAGGGAUCUGCUUUUGCAGCAUCGAAGCUCAACAUGGAAUUCUACAUCACUUCGGGGGCUUCAGGGACUUCCACUCCUACGCCAGUGUCAAAGGAAGCAGGAAACGCCACUUCCGACUCUAGAUUCAAGAGAGUGCGUCCUGACAUUCACACGAUGGUUGAUAACUUUGUCAACCAGUCUCAAGGCCGAGCAGCCGUGUUUGUCUGCGGCCCGGCUGAGAUUGCUGAUACAACACGGCAGGCCGUGCUUAGGCAAACAAGGAAAGUUCAUGUUGACGUUGAGCUCUUUGAAGAGAUGUUUGUUUGGUAA